Calliphora vicina (urban bluebottle blowfly) is the source of this 437-nucleotide messenger RNA. RefSeq lists its product as uncharacterized. NCBI's taxonomy places the organism in Eukaryota, Metazoa, Arthropoda, Insecta, Diptera, Calliphoridae. Bases 102 to 380 code for a protein of 92 amino acids. The transcript has 2 exons. Gene Ontology annotation, molecular function: chitin binding. The record is from RefSeq and is a predicted model, not a curated record.
GUGUGUUCAGAAUUCGCACAAAAGACAUGUCUAUAAAAAGUUGAAUUUUCACUUGUUUUAGCACAGACCAUUCUUGACUUCUCUCAACACUAGAAAUAAAUAUGAAAUACUUAAUUUGCUUGGCAUUCUUGGCCUCCAUGGCUGUUACCAGUGUUUUGGCUAUUGCUGGUCAAUCUGCUUGCCGUGAUCCCUCUGAGGUUGGUCAUACCUAUCCUCAUCAUUGGGAUCCCACUAAAUAUUGGUAUUGUGAAAAAUUCAAUGAAGAUGCUUUGGAGGUGGACUGUCCUAAGGGUGAGGCCUAUAUGCAUUUGUUGAAGGCUUGUAUCCCUUGGCCAAAUUGGGUGUGGAAGAAACCAGAAAAUCCCCCUACUCUUGCUUGAUUUGUUUUGAUAGAUGAUGAUUAAUUUAAAUAAAAACUGAUUACACAAUUUUAAGAA